Molecule: messenger RNA, 6288 nt
Organism: Rotaria sordida
Lineage: Eukaryota; Metazoa; Rotifera; Eurotatoria; Philodinida; Philodinidae
Source: the annotation of a GenBank genome assembly
AUGAUUGAACUUAUUAAUCAAAAGCAUAAUCCAGGUUCAAUAUGGCAUCAGAUUAAACAAAAUAAUAUGCCCGUAUGUCGUUUGUUUGACGGCAUAGUCCGCUUACGUUAUACUGACGAUCUUGCACAAAAAGAACGUAUUGAUAUAAAUGACUUCGUCGACAAGCUGGAUAACCAAGUUUUUCCAUUUAUUGACAAAUUAGCAGAUGAUAAAAUAAACUUAUCUGACAUGGCUGAUCUCAAGGAAACAGAUGAUACUAAUACCAUCAACAAUCUUGAACAAUUGAGUAACAGAAAACAGUGUUCAUUGGAAAAUAUCUUCCGUGAUUAUGGAUUUUUAACAGAAGAAUUUCAAGGUAUCAGUAGUAAACAUUUAGAUUUGAUUAAAACAGCAAACGAAUAUUGCACUAUUAUCGAAUUAAUGAAAGAAUUCGAUUUAUAUUCCGAUAAGGGUCGACAAAAAUUUCAAGAAUUACGAGACAAUUUGACCAUACAAUUUCAAUUACAAGAACGCAAUAAUAUUAUAUUAAAUUCAUUUAUUAUCACUUAUACAUUAUGUGAACCAUUUGUUCUCAAAGCUAAAACAUUGAAAGAAUUUGUCGAUCGCGUUGUCCAUUUGGUCGAUUUCGAUACAAAUUCACUUCAGCACAUGAAAGUUGUAAAUGGUAAUGUGCAAAUCAUUCGUAUGUGGUUAUCUACAGAAGAAACAACAGUUUUUGAUAAUGCUCUUGUUGUAAUGGCACAUUUAUAUAAGACAGCAUAUUACCUACGUUCAUUACCAAUAAAUGAAUGUAAUUCAUUCGAAACUAUAAUCGCUCAUCUAUAUGAAAGUCAUACAUUUAAACAUGACGUUAGUGUCGAUGCAUCUCUCAAACAUCUCGAUCAUUUUCUUAAUGAAUUUUUAAAAUAUUCAAAUCAAACACUGUACAAGAAUGUGACAAACAGUGAAAGUCAACAGUAUCUCGCCACAUUGAAUUCAACAUAUCACAUGCCAGAUAAAAAUUUAUGUGAAUGCACACUUGAUAUGGAGACGUUUUGUAUUCUAUUAAAUCUUUUUAAUGAUCGAUUACCAGUAGCUUCUCAGAUACUUUGGUGUUCGACAAUCAAUGAAGAUGAUAUUCAUUUAUUUUUUUCACGCAUUCGAACAUUUUCCAAUAUGAUUUUUGUUAUUCUGGAUAUCGAUAAAAUGCAUCCUCGUCUUCGUGAAGUAGUAUUAAAUGAACAAGAUUUAUUAACAAAUUCUAGAGAACCGCAUGGCAAUGUUUACUACUUUUCUCGAGAAUUAACAACGUAUCGAAGAGGAUUGAAAUUCUUUCAUGUACCAUCCGCCUAUGGGAAUGCUAGACAGACCCAUACUAACUUGAAUCAAUUGUUUCAACGAACCAAUCGAAAACCACCAAAAAUUCAUAUUAUAUGUGGAAAAGAAGGAACUGGCAAAACUCAUCAAAUUAAAACAAAAUACAUGAAUGAGGAUACGUUGUGUUUUAGUAUUAAUGACAAAUUAAGUUUAUCAUCAUUAAUAAGUGCACUUCUAUCAUAUGAUUCGACAAUAUCAAACAAUUUUCCAUUAGUCUAUAUUAACAUUUCCAUUCAUGCUCCAUUUGAUGAGUUAAAUCGUACGUUAUUUUCCUUAUUAGUUUGUGGUACAUUGACUGAUCCGACUAGCGGUCUUACAUUUGCUUUGCCAAGUACAAAAACAUGGACUUUUUUCGUUGAGAUUCCGUAUUCCAGUAAACAUCAAAUGGAAAUCAAGGAAAAUUUGAAUUAUUUACUACCAAUACUUUCCAUCAUCGGCCAAUCGUCCAUAGAAAUCAUUACUGAUGAAGAUUAUCAGUUGCAUAUUGGAGAAGAAGAAGAAUUAGUUGCUCGAUUCCUUAAAGCGUAUUCGAAUGGCACGAUCGACCGUCGUCCAACCACAUCGGAAUGCGUACCAUACGAAUUUGAAGCAUUAAAAGAUGAAAAUGAAUGUCGUCAUUAUAUAUAUGAGUGUAUACAAAAAUAUGCACCUUAUAGAGUACGAAAUAAAACCUAUGAAGUAUCUUUUACAAAAUUUCUUUAUCGUCGUGUUCGAUUUUUUACUAAUUUUUAUUACACUUUGAAUGAACUUAUUCUGAAUCUUGGUUCAAUAGCCAUGACUCAGAUGAUACAGGAAGCAAAGUCACUUUCUGAAAUAAGUUUUCAUGAUGAUAACUACCCACGCUUGUAUCUUGUUUACGAUCCUGAUUUCUCAUUACAUUUAUUACAUAACAAUUGGGAUGAAGUUCCAAUUGGAAUAAAAACUUUAUGGGAAGAUGCUGAUCCAUUGAAAAGAUCCGAAUUCUUAAAUAGAAAUCAUUUUCUUAAAUGUUUAUCAUGGCUUGUCAACACUAAAUAUGAAACAUGUGAACGAAUUAUGAAUCAGAUGAAAUUUAUUUUAACUGAAAACUUUGCCUACAAACUUUUUCAUAUACAUGAACGGAAAUUAACAACUCUUCCAUUGAUAAUUGAAGGUGAUACAGGAAUUGGAAAGACAUAUCUUCUGAAAUUCUAUUCAUUAUUAUUGAAUGCAAAUAUUCAACAUGAUUAUGAUCAAGCAAGUUUUCGAACACAAAUACUCGAACGUGCUAAUCUAUGGAUGUCCGAAGUUAUCUUUGCUAAAUUUUUAGAGACAAAACCAAGUGUAUUGAAUGAAGUACUUCAACGUAUAAGACCGAAAUUAAUGAGUUCUCACGACGUGGAUAUACAAGACGAUGAUAUCGAUAUAGAUCUCGAAUAUAGUGAUGAUGAUGAUGAUGAUGAUAAUAAUAAUAAUGAUGAUGAUGAGGAUAAUAAUAAUGAUGAUGAUGAUGAGGAUAAUAAUAAUAAUGAUGAUGAUGAUAAUAAUAAUAAUAAUGAUGAUGAUGAGGAUAAUAAUAAUAACGAUGAUGAUGAGGAUAAUAAUAAUAAUGAUGAUGAUGACGAAAACAGCAAUCAGGAACAAGAAUAUCGUCACUUUGAUGAAGACAUUGAAGAAGACGAUAAUGCAGAUACAGGAAACGAAGACGAAGAGGAUCAGAAUGCAAACUCGUUCAGUAGAAGAUUUUCACAAAUUCUAAAUACCGAUACACACCAUGACGAAGAGAGUCCAGUUCCGUUCAAUGAUCCACCUUCUAACGAGAUAGAAAUUUCAGAUCAAAGACAAUCAGUGGAACGAAUGAAUUUGGAAUUACUCAAACAAUGUAAAGCUUCGUUAACAAAAUUUGAAUACAAUUCUGACAUGUUACUAUUCAUUUGGAAGAGCAUUCUAACAGUAGCCCAGAAGAAUUCGGCGUCAACUGUUAAACAACUACUGCGUAUGGCACGAAAGUAUGUAGAAACAGAAUUGGAUAGUUUGCCUUUGAUCGAAGGUAGCUCUCGAUUAAAGAAUUUACUCGAAGAUGGUCCACCGAAUAUUCGAACGUCCAUAGAGAUUUUAGAGGAGUAUUUAUCUCAUUCAUAUGUGAAAUCGGUAUUUUAUCGGUUACUGAUUCAUCCAGGUGUAACUGAAAAAGAAAUCGAACGAUUUAUUUCACCAAUAUCAGAACUAGCUCAAAAAUGGAAAAAUAUUGAAUUGGUUGUAUUCUUUGACGAAUUGAAUACAUCAUCAUGUCUUGGACUAUUUAAGGAAAUAUUUAUUGAUAGAACAUUACAAGGUGUUCGUUUGCCUAAAAAUAUCUUCUUUACAGCUGCUAUCAAUCCAGCAUUAGAUAAAACUAAUCAAGAUAAUCUUGUUCAUCGAUUAGAUUAUCUUGUUCAUAAAUUACCAGGAUCGUUGGAACACUUAAAAGUAUCCUAUGGAGCAUUAGAGCCGAAAACAGUGAACGAUUAUAUAACGCAAAAAGUAGCAAAGUUUGAUUUGAAUUUUUCUAUUGAAUCGGAACAAAGAACGUAUUUACAAGGAAAACUUAUCAAGGCAAUUCUAGCUGCACAAGCGUUUUGUGAGGAGAAACUUGGUAAAAAUACAGUAUCACAAAGAGAAAUUCAACGAUGUUUCACUCUCAUUGAAUAUUUCUAUGAGAGUAAUAAAGAUGAAGAAGAUCCAGAUCUUGAUCGAUGCAUAGCAUUAUCACUUUCAUUAAUCUACUAUUUUCGAUUGCCAACAGAUGAAGAUAAUAAGAAACGAGGAGAUCAAAAAAAACCAUCACGAGAACAACUUGCUGGAUUGCUGUCUAAAAACCUUCCAAAAUUUUCAAGAAUCGUUCAACAAGAACUGGAAAAUUUUGUUAGUACCAAAAAUUUUAUUAUUCCACCAGGUGUAGCAAUUAAUCAAGCCAUUCGUGAGCAUAUUUUCGCAAUUACCAUCUGUAUUGUGACGCGAAUGCCAUUAUGUAUCAUCGGUGCACCAGGACAAUCAAAAACGCUUUCAUUCCAAAUUGUCUUACAAAAUCUUCAAGGUUCGCAACUAUCAAAAACGGACUUUUGUAAAAAAUUACCAGCAGUUGAUCCAUUCUUUUGUCUUGGUUCAAAAUAUACGUCAUCAAAUGAUAUCGCAUGUGUAUUUGAGCGAGCAAUAAAACGUGAACAACAAUAUCAACAGAAUCGCAUGGCUACUCGAUGUGUCGUUUUCUUGGAUGAAGCUUCGCUGCCAGAUGAAAAUAAAAUGGUAUUAAAAGUACUUCAUCAAUAUUUGGACGAAUGUACAGUAGCAUUUGUAGCAAUAGCAAACAAAUCAUUUGAUGCUGCAAAUGCCAAUCGAAUGACAUGUAUCUAUCGUUCACUUCCAUCAGAAGAUGAUCAAAAAAUUUUAGCCUACGGUUGUCUUGGUCUACAAAAUGAAGAGACAAUUGCUGGUGAUCUAGUUGACAUUAUAACUUGUUUAUGUCAAGGCUGUAGACGUGUUCUACACAGUUCUGAUAUUUCAAAAAUAUUUCAUGAUCGAGAUUUUAUUUACAUGUUACGUGAAUUACGUUUUGAAUUACGAACAAAUUUAACAAAUGAAGAUGUUGUUCUGGAUACGAUUCGACCCGAGAGUUUAUUGUAUGCAUUAGAGAAUAAUUUUAAUGGUAUAAAUGGUAAACAAUUUGAAAAAUUAACUGAAAUCUUCUUUAAAGCUGUACAAGAAAAACGUCCCGAUUUUGAAUUAUCAUUAAAAAAACAUCAGAAUGAUGUUCGUCGUGAUAUAAUCAAAAUUCUGCAAGAUUCGAUGAAACUCGAAUCAAUGCAACGUCGAUUGUAUGGUCGUUAUAAAUUAAUUAUCGAUGAAUCAGAUGAUGAAAGUGCUGUUCGUCUUUUAUUUCAAACAGGUAUCAUCGAUCCAAAUCAAACAGAAGUCUUUCGAAUGUCAGAUUUUUCCGAUGAUAUUAAUAAUGAACUGAGAAAUGUUGAAAUAUUAUCGACAAUUAAAUUAUGUAUGGAAACAGGAAAGACAAUCUUAAUGGUCAAUACCGGGCGUAUACACGGUUCGCUUUACGAUGUAUUUAAUCAGAAUUUUUCAAUAAUGGCUACAGGUGAUACAAGAAAAAUCUUUUCAAAAGUGGCAAUCGGUUCAAAAACAGUUGACGUUGUCGUCAAUGAUAAUUUUCAAUGUAUUGUACAUAUCAAUCGACAUGAAUUUGAUGAUAUACCAGCACCAUUUUUAAGUCGAUUUCAAAAAUAUUCAUUAAGUAUUGUUGAUUUUUAUCGAAUUCAGUUUCAACGUCUUUCUUCGGAAGAACAAAAUAUUAUGAAUAAUGUUGAAAAUAAAAUGCAAACAUUUAUUAAACAUUUCGGUCAACAAUAUUUAUAUGGAUUGAAUGAUAAUACCCUUUAUUCGUGUUUACUAUUAGUAAUUGAAACUGAUGAAAAUCGACAAUGUUCGAUUUCAAAUAUUCAUCAGAGUUAUUCUCAAUUAAAUAUCAAAACAAAACGAUUUAUUGAAGAAAAUCCAGGAAAUAAACAACAGUGUCUGUUACGUUUUAUUUUAUCGAAAUUAAUUCAAAUUGCUUCACCUGAAUCGAUCAUAUUUAAAUUACCAACAUUUCAAGAUAAAUUUGCUCAAUCAUUAUUUAAAAACUAUUUUCAAUAUCAAGAACAUUUCAAUAUUGAAAAUUUUGUUCGAGAACUUAUACAAAAACAUGAAAAUCAAUCGUCAUAUCCAAUUACAACUGAUACACAUACAGAAAUCAAUACUAUCAUGACAACUAAAGUAAUAAUAUAUACGCGUACAUCACCUUAUGUUGUUGGAAUUAAUAAAGCAUCCAAAUAUCAAUUAUUCAAUAAACAAAAUAACAAUACCUUUGAUGAAAAUAUCAAUGAUUUGGUAGAAAUUCUAAAUCUCGUGAGUUCAAGUGUUAUAUUAACCAUUUAUAAUUGA